Messenger RNA from Tetrahymena thermophila SB210, 609 nucleotides. Its product is annotated as cation channel family protein. Lineage: Eukaryota; Ciliophora; Oligohymenophorea; Hymenostomatida; Tetrahymenidae. The transcript has 3 exons. The record is from RefSeq and is a predicted model, not a curated record.
AUGUAGAAGUCUUAAGCUUAGUAAAAAUACUAGAUUCACUAAGAUGGUGUCCUUAAUAGAAGGAGACUCUUUCAAGAAGAUUCGUUUAAAAUAUAAGACAUAAACCAUGUAUCUAGCGGUCAAAUAGAAGAAGAAGAAUGCAUAUUUAAAAGCAAAACAAACAUUGCGAAUUUAAAUUAUUAUUAAAACCUGAAUUAUGAACAUAAAGAAAAUGAAUCAAGUAAAACAAUAGAUCAAACUCUAAGUCAUUUUUAAUAAAACAGAAUUCUUGAUAACUUAUCAAUUAAGACAAAGAAUUCAAUUGAAAAUUUAAAUGAAGAAUCCAUGUAAUAAUAAAUACAAAGUCAAAUUCAAUUUAAUGAAAGAAGAUAAUCGAAGUAGUUAACUAUUUAAAUCGAUAAAAAAGAUUCAUACUUGACUGUUCAACAAAUGAAAUAAGUUAAAAAAUCAAAAUUAAUGUAGAUAAUUAAUAGCGAUAUUGAUCAUUAGGAAGAAUAGCAAAAAGAAAUUAAUGGAGAGGAAGAUAAUAAAGAUAAUUAAAAGGAAGAGCAUCUUUCCUUUUAAAAUAUGUAUACUGCAAUUAGUCUCUUUUACAGGCAUUUUAAAUGA